GAGAAGAAGCCAAGUUCUGCUCCUGCAUCGACAGCACGUGGCUACCAGAGGUUCAGUUUCACUGGUGAGCUGACUGUCCUGUCUGGGUCUUUGGCUAGUUUGGCUACACCAUUGGUUAUCAAUGACCCGUGCCACCAAAUUAGUAUUAAUACAAUGCAAAUAUACAUAAUUGUACAUUAUUUCUCCCUAUUGCUUCAGAUGAUGAUGAUCUUGCCCCAACAACUGACACAAAAGGUACCAAAGCUAACAGUUGGACCCAUGUAUAGACCAAAAAAUAUCAGGUCAACUGUAAAAUUCAUUAGAGUGGCCCUACGUGUAGAGUUCUUAACACACCAUAAAGCAUAUUAAUAUCGAAACAGAAUCCCCAGCUCUGGUAUCAUAUCUGUUGUCUAUAGACUUUGAUGACCCUUUGGCUGACCUGUUAGAUGAUCUACCCAUAGAAGACAAAAAUGAGCCAAAAUGAGCCAAAAAAGCUCCUCCAGAGAAAUCAGUGCUGCCCCCAGACUCCCCUAUCAUAAAGAAAAAAGAAACAGCCUCACCAGCUCCAGUUCCAAAGAAGCGGGACGAGCUUAUGUUUGAUGAUGACGAGGAUGACCUAAUGGAUGCAUUGGUGUUUGGGGAGAGUCCCAAAGAGAGCCCUAAGAAGAUUGAGACCGUGCUCAUACCAAAGAACGAGAGCAGCAGUGAGCUCCCUCAAAGAGCACGCACCAGGCUAGAUGAGAUUCUGGGGCGUGGGACGUCCCCUCGCCUUCUGGAGUGCCCUCCAACAGGGGAGAGGAAGGACCGUCCGCAGCAGCAGGAAAAGCAGAAGCAUCAUCAGGAGACCCCCACUAAUAAAGACCUCUUCCUAGAAGAAGACCUGACUUUUGGUUCCUAUCAACCUACACUGGUCACUAUACCUGAGGGACGCCACUCACGCAGACAGUCGGUCAGAUUCUCCACUGAGGACAACAGUGCCUCUUCUCCUGAGAAGAAAGCCAAACCCAUCACCCCCACCACGCUCACGCCUACCUUCCUCCGGCCUGCUGCAGACUGGCUGGGGCUCUCGCAGGAUGAUGAUGAUGAGGAGGAAGAGAAGGAAGAGCCCCCGCCUGUACCAGAACCCUUGAAGACCCCCUCUUCGUCAGUGGGAAGCAAACCCUCCUCGUCUGGCAACCGCAUUCCACAGCCAUCGACAGAGACUCCAAACACCUCCUUGAAACCCCCUAAACCAGUAGGACCCAGUGUAGAGGUCUCUGCAAGCAAAAAGAACGAAGAUGAUUGGCUAUCGGGGGCAUUGAGCAGGAAGAAGACUCCACACGGUCAGAGGAAAAGAGGACAACCCAGGAAGACUUUCUGGGGUUUGGAGACGAGGUGGAUCUGGAGUCGUUUCUCAGCAAACGUGGUUCUUCACCAGCUUCCAGGAGGAAAGAUGCAUCCACCCCCAACAAGGAACCAGGAUUCUCCUCUGCCCAGGGAGCCCUCCCAUAGACAGCCCAGCCCUACUGCUCAUUCUACCCCAGUGAGAGAGGACCAGUUCAGGCCUGUGCCACAGCAAAGCCAGAUGCAGAACACUGCACCUGCUGUCCAACCACAGGUGUCUCUUUCAGCCAACAGUUUGCAACAGCUCUUACUACAACAGCAGCAGUUGGAGUCCCAGCUGCUGGGGUUAGGGGGAGCUGUGGAUGUAGCUGGGCUGCAGAGACAGAAGAGAGACUGAGAAGCAGAAUGGACAUCUAGCUUUACAGGCCCGCAUCAUCAAACUAGAGGGACAGGUGAGAUCUCUACAGCAGGAGCUAGACCAGAACCAGAUGUUGCUGGAGAGUGUUCAGCAGAGACACAAGCAGGACACUGAGCUCAUGGAGAACACACACAGGGCUCGUGUGACGCUGCUUGACGAUUUCACGGCACAGCGAGAAGCACGACAGGAAUGCGAGGACCUAGCAGAGCGCCUAGCCACCGUCACACGUAUAGAUGAACAGGAGCGUAUGAAGCUGCAGGCACAGCACCAGCGCAGACUGGCCCAAACCCAGCAGGACAGAGACCGAUAGGUGGAGCGACUCAGAGACCUACAGAGGAAGUCUAUUUUGGAGAUAAAGAAAGACCACGAGGAUCAGGUCCAGAGGCUGAAGAGAUUGAAGGAUGAGGAGAUUGAUGCUGUGACUAGUGCCACAUCACAAACCAGGUCCCUGACAGUGGUGAUUGAGCAGAUGGAGCAUUUCUCCCACAGGCUGGGGGACCUUUCGUCUCGGGUGGAGAGCACCCAUGAGAACACAGCCCAGGGGCUGGAGCAGGGGGCACGGCAGAGAGACGAACAGCUCCGAGUGAUGCAGGACCGUCUGGGCCAGCAGCAGAGGGGCAUGGCAGAGAACAAGGCUCAAAGAAGUCAUCGCCAAGAUGGACACCCAGCUGGCUGAGCAGCAGAGGCAACUAGAGAAGGAGCGCUGGAGAGUGAAUGCAGAGCAGGCUAAGGCCAACUCAUCUCAGAGAGGCCUGGACGAGGAGAGAGGAGCUUGAGGGAGAAGUGGUUAAAGAUGUCUGCCAGAUCCCUACUCAAGUGUUUCCCAACCCUGGUCCUCCAGUACACCUGAUUCAACUAAUCAUCAAGCCCUGAAUGAGAUGGGGUACUGGAGGACCAGGGUUGGGAAACCCUGACUUAGAAGACCCCUACUCCCCUCAAUGUCUAGAGUGCCUUGGAGGAGCUGUGCAGAGGAGAGAAGGAAGCUGGCGGCUGAGUGGACCCAGUUGCAGAGGCUGGAGGGGGACGCCAUCAGCAUGGCACAAGAGCUGGGGAGCUAAAGCAGCAUGAGGCGGCUGUAGCACAGGAGAGGGAGGCUCUGGAGAGACAGGAGGAACUGGACAGGAAAAAGGAGAGGCUGAGUGGUACAGGCCUGCAGCUGAAGACAUGUGCCCAGGAGGUAGAGGCCUUCAGCAAGCUGGCAUCAGAAAAAUAUGAGUGUGACAAGGCCCUACAGGAGUCCAGACAUGUGGAGGCUGAGGAGCAUCCACUCCCAGAUGGAGAGACUGAGACAGCAGGAGCAGCACCUUCAUCAGGAGAAUGAAGAUGACUGAGCAGCGUAGAGAAAUGGAGACAAGCACAGCCUCCCAAACACUUCUUUCCCUCAAUCUAUGGCCCCUAUAUUCACAG
Molecule: messenger RNA, 3127 nt
Organism: Salvelinus namaycush (lake trout)
Lineage: Eukaryota; Metazoa; Chordata; Actinopteri; Salmoniformes; Salmonidae
Product: fas-binding factor 1-like
Exons: 19
Coding region: 572-1699 (375 amino acids)
Biological process (GO): establishment of epithelial cell polarity; cilium assembly
Cellular component (GO): ciliary transition fiber; ciliary basal body; centriole
Source: RefSeq, a predicted model, not a curated record